AAAACUCAACGCAACCGGACACAGAUGGGUUGCCGAACUGGCAGAUUUUAAUUUCACCAUCAAGUACCAGCCAGGACGUCUGAAUACUGUCGCUGACACCUUAAGUCGUAUGCCUCUUGAUCAGACUGAACUUGAUGGGCGUUUUGUUCAGACAACUAGUCGGGGCGAGAUAGAGGCUACAUUUGCGGGAGUAGCGAUGCUGACUACUGGACAAUCAAUAUGGGCUGCUUCACUUGGUAGUCACAUUGAUUUUGCYGAAGAGACUCAACCUUCUUUACGCGAUACGAAUGGAAAACARGUCACUCUACGUCAACUUCUCCUCGCYCAACAGGCUGAUCCGGACAUCAGCAGAGUUGUUACUUUUGUGCAGUCCGGUCAACGCCCCGGUAGGAGAGCAAUUCUGAGAGAAACUAGGGGUACUAGGGCCCUUCUGCGUGAGUGGCGAAAGCUCGAAGUCGGAACGGACGGCCUGYUGCGCAGRCGAACAUCCAWYAACCUACAACUGGUACUUCCAGUCAGCUCGAAGUCGCUAGUAUUUAAAGAGCUACACUGUGAUAUGGGACACUUGGGGGCUGACCGUGUCAUYCAACUUGCACGUGAACGUUUCUUCUGGCCCCGCAUGCAACACGACAUCACUCAUUAUGUUACGAAUGUGUGCACAUGCCUGAAACAACGUCGACCGCAACAGCAAACRCGUGCUCCAAUGCAACACCUUUCAUCAUCGUCGCCUUUUGAGCUUAUUUCCGUAGACUUUCUUCAUCUGGAAAAGAGCUCUGGCGGUUAUGAAUAUAUUCUCGUUGUCGUGGACCACUUUACAAGGUUCGCUCAGGCUUAUACGACCAGAAACAAGUCCGCGAAGACAGUGGCCGAUAAAAUCUUCAAUGACCUUAUCCCGAGAUUCGGUUUCCCAGCGCGGAUCCUACACGAUCAGGGAAAGGAAUUUGAAAAUCACCUCUUUUCGCAGCUUGAGAAACUUAGCGGCAUUCGACACAGCCGAACAACACCGYACCACCCGCAAGGUAAUGGUCAAACUGAACGUUUCAACCAAACUCUACUGUCUAUGCUUCGAACACUCCCAGAAGAUCGGAAAUCACAUUGGAAAGAUUAUGUCAAUCAAGUUGUCCAUGCAUACAACUGCACACCAAACACGAGUACUGGUUUUGCACCGUUUUACCUCCUAUUCGGUAGGUCUCCAAGACUACCUGUCGAUAUCCUAAUAGGAAGAGAAGUUAAUGACASUACCAACUUGAGAGCAUUUGCCAAACGCUGGAAAACCACUAUGCAAGCGGCUUAURACAUCGCACGAAAGAAAGUGGCUCAAGRCAACGACAAAAGUAAAGAACGGUAUGAUCGUCGAAUGAACUUCACGGAGCUCCGCGAGGGAGACCGUGUACUUGUCAGGAAUCUUACACCAAGAGGAGGACCAGGGAAACUGCGCUCUUAUUGGGAGGACGCAGUCUAUAAAGUCGUGAACCGCAAAGGCACUGGUCCGGUGUAUGAAGUCAAGCGAGAAGACCACGUCGGUAACUCGCGACUUCUUCACAGAAACCUUUUKUAUUCCUGCKACUUCCUAGAGCCUACUCCACCACCACAACCCCUACCAAGAAAGCGAGGACAGCCUCGACGUCGACCGCGAACCGAGCACAGACGACAAAACAGUGAGAAUGAGGAUUCGGACAGCUCAGAUAGUGAUAUCRGGUYUCAACCUGUCAACCUUCAGYGCGGCUCUGACGCUAUCGAAGACGUAGAGGAUAACGUAGAACCAGUUGUACCGAUGAUGGAUGCACUAUSUGAUGCCGAGGUACARAGUGAUGAUGCUGGARGUGGUAGUUCUCAGCUAGAAGAGGAGAGGAUAGACGAUACACCGGCUGAGGAUACACCGGAUACAGUUCAUGAUGCGACCCAACGAUAUCCUACACGUGAAAGAAGGCAACCUGUGAGAUGGGGAUAUGAUACUCUCGUGUGUGGAAUUGACUGUAAACCGGUAGGAAAUCCUCACGCCUGGGGUAUGCAGACUGCACCCUACCAAGUUGCAAAUAGGACACAGUAUGUACAUCAACCUCAGCCUUUGCUUUACCAGUUUGGAACUAGACCACCGUUUGUACAACAACCUAUGUUUCCACCAUCUCUAGUGUACAGACCUCAACCAUUUCAAGGGUACCCAGCCAAUAGACCUUGGUUUAUUCCGCAAGGAAUUCCAACGUGAACUUUAGAACACGAACACUAUUAGUAUAGUUAUAUUAAAUAGUCAUAUUACGUAUUUGUAAACAAAAAAAA
Messenger RNA from Exaiptasia diaphana, 2277 nucleotides. RefSeq lists its product as uncharacterized. The transcript has a single exon. The coding region runs from base 110 to 2206 and encodes 698 amino acids. Gene Ontology annotation, molecular function: nucleic acid binding. Gene Ontology annotation, biological process: DNA integration. The record is from RefSeq and is a predicted model, not a curated record. Lineage: Eukaryota; Metazoa; Cnidaria; Anthozoa; Actiniaria; Aiptasiidae.